Messenger RNA from Pistacia vera, 456 nucleotides. RefSeq lists its product as uncharacterized. Gene Ontology annotation, biological process: regulation of transcription by RNA polymerase II. Gene Ontology annotation, cellular component: RNA polymerase II transcription regulator complex. Gene Ontology annotation, molecular function: DNA-binding transcription factor activity, RNA polymerase II-specific; RNA polymerase II transcription regulatory region sequence-specific DNA binding; protein dimerization activity. Lineage: Eukaryota; Viridiplantae; Streptophyta; Magnoliopsida; Sapindales; Anacardiaceae. The record is from RefSeq and is a predicted model, not a curated record. The transcript has 4 exons. The coding region runs from base 55 to 456 and encodes 133 amino acids.
CUUGUUUGUGUGUUUGAAUCGCUUGGCAGAGAAAGCUCGAAAAGAGUAAUAUAUAUGGAACUGGGCAAUGGAAAUGGAUCAGGGGCAUCUAGACUUGACCGAAACAUGAAGGAGAGAGUCCGAAGAAAGCAUAUGAAAGAUCUUCUUUCCGAGCUCGCUUUUUUGACUCCUCUGCAAUCCUCUAAGGUUUCAGCGAUUGAGUUGUUGGAGCAUGCUACCAAUCAUAUAAAGCAAUUGCAAGAAAGAGUGGAGGACCGAAGGCGCCGAAGGGCAUUACUACUGAAAGAGAGUAGCGGUGAUGAAAAUAAAAAGACAAGCCGCUCAAGAUUACCUGAAGGAGCCGAAGUCAUAAGUUCUACUCAGUAUGUUGCAGGCGAUAGAAUCAUAUACAUAAUUAAGUCCCAGGCCAUCAGUUCGAGGAUUGGAAUCGAAACUACAAGAUUCGUCAGAGAAUAA